AUGAGUCAUCCAGUAGACAAGACCAACAUCCAGGGCGGCAUUUGGCCGCGCAUGCCCAAGGAGUUUGAGUCCUACCUCUUUUACAGGAUCACAAAUGCGAACAGACUCCGCUAUGAUCUCAGGGAGUUCAUCGGCGAAAUCACCACUGGAAAGCAAUGUGAAGAGCGUCUAGAAGAGAUCAAGUCGGCACGAGAGAAUGGUAAAGCUGCAAAGAUCCCCAUGUCGGGCAUAAAUGUGGCCUUUACCCAAAAAGGGUUGCAAAAAUUGAACCUAGCACAAAUGAAUGAUGGCCUUUUUGAAAAGGGCAUGUACAGCGACCUUGUCUUCGAAGGCGCCGACAUUCCAGACAUGUUGCUUCCCGAAUUCAAGCCUCCCCCUGGACACCCCGCGGGCGAUGACAGCUGGCGUAUCGACUUGGUCUUCGUCGUGGCUGCAUGCAGCGAACGUACCCUGAAUGAGGGAAUCGCCAAGAUUGAGACCAAUUUCCAUCUGAGAGACUUGAACAAGACUAGUUUGGAGUUGAUAUCCGCCAAGCAUGGUCAGCGCCGGCCCGGAGAUCUUCGUGGCAAAGAGCACUUGGGCUUUGAGGACCACAUCUCGCAGCCUCAGCUUCGCGGUCUGGAUCCCGAACCGGGUCCACGUGAACCGCAGUUGUGUCCUCCUGGAUACAUCUUUGUCGGUCAUGAUGGAGAUCCACGAAAAGACAUUACGCCUCCUUGGUCCGUGGAAGGCAGUUUCCUUGUGUUCCGUCAGCUAGACGAGAAGGUCCCUGAGUUCAAUAAGUUUAUUAAGGAAGCUGCAAAGAAGAUUCCAAACUACUCUGGAGAGAACGGCGCCGAGAAAUUGGCGGCUCAUAUGAUGGGACGUUGGAAGAGCGGCGCGCCCGUCGCUUUAACCCCCCACAAGGACGACCCUAGUCUUGCACACAGAAACGACUUCGAUUACCGGCCCAAGCAGAGCAUUUUGGGUUGUCCAUUCGCCGCGCACAUCCGUAAAAUGCGCCCUAGAGCUGACCACAAGCCCGACCUGGGCAAUGAUGACGAUUUUGUGAAAGGACAAUUCACCGAUCCUUUGGUUCACGAUACCAGCGCUGUCACGAUUCAGGAUGUUGAUAGUGACGAAGAACCCGACCAGCCACCCCAGAGGGAAGACGCCAGCGUUAUUCUGCGCCGUGGCAUUCCGUUUGGGCCUGAGCUUGGACCCGACGAGACGGAAAAGACCACCAAGAGCCGUGGUGUUUACUUCACUUGCUACCAGAGUGAUAUCCGAGACGGGUUUAAUUUCCUUAUGACACGCUGGGCAAGCAACAGUGUUUUCCCAUCAUCCAAGCACAAAACUCAUGAGCAUGGCCCUGGAAUGGAUCCAUUCAUCAACCAGAGACAGCGUAAGGACCAUCCUGAAGGUCAUAUAUGUGUGCAUGACGGCGUGGAUUCGGAGAAGGCGCACAGGCUCGGGCUUGGGACAGAUGCCUGGGUGGAUCAGCGUGGAGGCGAAUAUUUCUUUACUCCAUCCAUUCGAGGCCUCCGGUGGUUCUGCAAUGCGCCUCAAGAGCAGUAG
Messenger RNA from Aspergillus puulaauensis, 1557 nucleotides. Its product is annotated as Dyp-type peroxidase. Gene Ontology annotation, cellular component: cytosol. Gene Ontology annotation, molecular function: heme binding; peroxidase activity. Bases 1 to 1557 code for a protein of 518 amino acids. The transcript is spliced from 7 exons. The record is from RefSeq and is a predicted model, not a curated record. Lineage: Eukaryota; Fungi; Ascomycota; Eurotiomycetes; Eurotiales; Aspergillaceae.